AUGGCCACCCAGACGCAAACCGUCGACCCAGUGGAGGUUAAAAGGACCUUUGCCACACAGUUUGAAAGCAAAGACCUCGUCACAUUCGACGCCAACAAGCACUACGGAGAUUGGCGUGAUGAAUUUCACCAAAAUGGCUGCGUCGUAAUCAAGAAUGUGAUCAGCAAGGAACGUGCCCAAUACUAUUGCGAUAAGCAAAUCGAAUGGUUGAAGAAAUUUGAUCUUGGCUUCGACGAAAAGAAUUCUGCUACGUGGACGGCUGAACACCUUCCAGUCAGCUUCAAGGGAGGCAUGUACUCUGCGUACGGUGCAUCUCACGAAAAGAUGGCAUGGGAGGCUCGUAUGGAGCCAAACAUUAUAGAAGUGUUCGAAAAGCUCUGGGAGACUAAUGAGCUUAUCACGUCGUUCGACGGCAUGAACAUUUCUCUGCCGAAUCGCAAGGAUAUCACUUGGAGCCCAUGGCCGCACUGCGACCAGAAUCCCGAAAGAAAGGGAAUGCAAGCCGUUCAGGGCCUCCUGAACUACGCGCCCAAUGGCCCGAAAGAUGGUGGACUCAUGCUAAUGCGGGGUUCCGCCAACCUUUUCGACGAGUUUUUCGCCCAUAAGCGCGAGUCCGCCGACCACGAAGACGCCCCUCCCCCAGAGAUUAAGUUUAUGGAUCUUUUCCUGUUCACCGAGAAGGAUGUCAAAUGGUUUGAAAGUAAAGGGUGCCAGCUGUUCAAGGUAAACAUGGAACCCGGUGAUUUUGUGUUGUGGGAUUCACGGACUAUGCACUACGCCCGAUUCCCUGAGGGAGAACAAAUUAGACAUGUGCAGUACAUUUGUAUGACGCCACGCAAAUUUGCGACUGAUGAAGCGUUGGAGGCGAAGAAGUUUUGUUUCGAGAAUUGGUUCGGCACGACACACUGGCCUCACUGCAACAUCCGCCCUUCGCAAGACCCCCCCAAGAGGAACGGUGAAGUCUGUCCCAAGCACCGUACAGAACCAUUCGAGAAGCCGGAGAUUACAAACAAGCUACUACAAUUGGCUGGAAUCAAGGAUUAUUAG
Molecule: messenger RNA, 1047 nt
Organism: Colletotrichum orchidophilum
Lineage: Eukaryota; Fungi; Ascomycota; Sordariomycetes; Glomerellales; Glomerellaceae
Exons: 4
Coding region: 1-1047 (348 amino acids)
Source: RefSeq, a predicted model, not a curated record